AUGCCGCGACCAACAACGACAAGUAAAAGAGCCCUCAUUCGUUCCUUGUCUGGAUCUAUGAAGAGAAUACGAGGACGGAAUGAUAAUGGUGACCUAGUUGAGAAGUCACCUUUUCCCAGGACACCGAACUGUACUAAUGUCACUAGGAAUGUUUUCCUUAAUUUUAAUGGCUUCACGUAUAAAAGCUACCCCGGAGUUUGCUGCAAGUCAUCAUGUUUACAUAGACUAGAAGACAAAGACUGCAAACGUUACCAAUAUAGAUGUCGAGUCUGCCAAGCAGUAAGAUAUUGGAUCAGCCAUUUUCCAGUUCAUUUUGACUUGGAUAAAAACUUAUCAAGUGUUGUGGGACACUACAAAGACAUAUUCAAGAGGACGGGAUGUACAAAGUUGAAAAAUGUAGUUGAUAUAUCAAGCAUACCAUCAUAUGAUUGGAUGCGGCAUAUCUCAGUACGAAACAGCACAAUACGACAUAACCGAAAAGUAUCUUUAGUUUUCAACCACUUGGAACCAAACGAGUUGGCUGAUCACUUGACGUUUCUGGAGUACAAAAUUUUCCGAAGAUUAACUUUCUCUGAUUUUAAAAGCUAUGCAUCCCACAAGCAACUUAAAGAUAACCCCAAACUGGAACGUUCCAUAGCUCUUUUUAAUGGUUUGUCACAGUGGAUACAAUGUAUGGUGCUAAGUAGGACAACCCCAAAGCAGCGUGCGGAAGUUGUCACUAAGUUUGUUGAUGUUGCAAAGGCAAUUUUUGUAAUUAUAGAAAAGCUCUUCAAGAAAGUAAAGCAUUUAAAAUUCCAAUUUUGUGUGCAUUUAAAGGACUUGAUCACACUACACACAGCAUUUCCAGACAGACUUGAAAAUGACCUCAUCAACUUCAGAAAGAUGGCCCAGUUAUCUAUGACGAUAGAAGAACUUACCCAGUUGCAGAAUGCAACACCGCCUAUCGAAGCUAACAUGGACUUAGCUUCUCUUGAUUUGCAUUACACAGAAGAUGAGAUAUAUGAAUUAUCUAUCGCCAGGGAGCCACGUACAUCAACCAGUUCGCCACCAACACCGACAAAACCAGCAGUGUUUGCUGAUUGGGCAUCUGGAGUCAAUACACCACCAGAUCCAGAAACAAUCAACAAACAUGUACAUGCCAUGGUGGAGGCUGUGUUCAAAAAUUAUGACAAUGAUAGAGAUGGUUUUAUAUCACAAGAAGAAUUCGAAGCAAUUGCUGGCAAUUUUCCAUUCAUGGAUUCAUUUUGUGUACUGGAUGCAGAUAAGGAUGGCAUGAUUAGCAAAAGUGAAAUGAAGACCUACUUCAUUAGAGCGAAUUAUCAUGCCUUACGCAGCAGCUUCAAACAUGAUUUCCACGAACACACGUACUUCAAACCGACUUUCUGUGCUCACUGUACUGGUUUGCUUUGGGGACUUAUAAAACAAGGUGUCAAAUGCAAAACCUGCGGGAUUAACUCUCAUAAGCAUUGCAAAGAUUUAGUUGUAAUGGAAUGCCGCUCGAAGUCAUCAGCAUCUACACACGGGCACACCAAUGGUUCUGUUGAUGGAGUUCCUGCAAAAGACGUGACAAUGGACUGUAAACGGAAAAUGUCAAUACGGCAUAAACAAACACGGGCAAAUCAACAAGCAGCUCAGGCAAAGGAGGAGAGCAUCAAAGAGAACAAAGAAAAGAAAGAUGCAACUGAUCAAAAAAUGCUUGCAGAGGAGGAAAAAAUUGACAGACAGGAAGAGGACGAUAUUGAUAACUAUGGUGAAUCGUAUGAAGGAGAAACAGAUCUUGAAGAAAGGCUAUCUCGAGCAGAACAGGCAAGAGAUCUUCUAUCCACAGAGAAUGAACGUCUUCAGAAGCAAUUACAUACAGCAGAGGAAAAAAUUAACACACUUCAAAGUCACAUUAGUUUGAUUCGUCAACACACAAUAACAUUUAUCCUAGACCAGAUGGACACUCUACAUCUACAGAAGGACUCAGAAGUGUGA
Molecule: messenger RNA, 1977 nt
Organism: Saccoglossus kowalevskii
Lineage: Eukaryota; Metazoa; Hemichordata; Enteropneusta; Harrimaniidae
Product: ras guanyl-releasing protein 3-like
Biological process (GO): Ras protein signal transduction
Cellular component (GO): plasma membrane
Molecular function (GO): guanyl-nucleotide exchange factor activity; calcium ion binding
Source: RefSeq, a predicted model, not a curated record